Messenger RNA from Ricinus communis (castor bean), 1341 nucleotides. RefSeq names its product cysteine protease XCP1. The record is from RefSeq and is a predicted model, not a curated record. Gene Ontology annotation, molecular function: cysteine-type endopeptidase activity. The coding region runs from base 169 to 1218 and encodes 349 amino acids. NCBI's taxonomy places the organism in Eukaryota, Viridiplantae, Streptophyta, Magnoliopsida, Malpighiales, Euphorbiaceae. The transcript has 3 exons. Gene Ontology annotation, cellular component: lysosome.
CGUACCAAAAAGAACCAACCGUAAAGAUUCGGUAUGCAUUGAAAAUUAAUUUCAGCUACUUCACUUUAAAGCAAUUUAAGAAAUUAAAACCUGUAUAUAACUGCUGCCCGGCUCCCUCCAUCUUCAUUCAUCUAACCCUCCCUUACCAUUAAGCCUCAACCUAAAUAAAUGGCUCCCUCAGUUUCAAGCAUUUUCCUUUUCACCAUUUUCACAUCUCUCGUCAUCUGUUCAGUUGUUGCUCAUGACUUUUCUAUUGUGGGUUACUCGCCGGAGCACUUGACUUCCAUGCAUAAACUCACCGAGCUCUUCGAAUCAUGGAUGUCUAAGCACGGCAAAACCUACGAAAGCAUUGAAGAGAAGCUACACAGACUCGAGGUUUUCAAAGAUAACUUGAUGCACAUCGAUCGUAGAAACAGGGAUGUUACGACCUACUGGCUUGCGCUGAAUGAGUUUGCAGACUUGAGCCAUGAAGAGUUCAAGAGCAAGUACUUAGGGUUGAACACCGAUGCUCCCAGGGGGAGAAUUUCUGAAGACUUAAGUUACAGAGAUGUAAUAGACUUGCCCAAAUCCAUCGACUGGAGAAAGAAAGGAGCUGUUGCUCCAGUCAAGAACCAAGGCUCGUGCGGCAGCUGUUGGGCAUUCUCAACAGUUGCAGCGGUUGAGGGCAUAAACCAGAUUGUGACCGGAAAUUUGACUUCACUGUCCGAGCAGGAGUUGAUCGACUGCGACACGUCCUUUAACAGUGGCUGCAAUGGAGGCCUCAUGGAUUAUGCAUUUGACUAUAUCGUCAACAAUGGAGGACUCCACAAGGAGGAAGACUACCCAUACCUAAUGGAAGAAGGCACUUGUGAUGAAAAGCGGGAAGAGAUGGAGGUAGUGACUAUCAGUGGUUACCAUGAUGUGCCAGAAAACAACGAAGAAAGCCUCUUGAAGGCACUAGCUCACCAACCUCUUAGCAUAUCUAUUGAGGCUUCUGGGAGAGAUUUCCAGUUCUACGGCAGGGGGGUAUUCAAUGGACCUUGUGGGACAGAUCUAGAUCAUGGAGUAGCCGCAGUCGGAUAUGGAUCGUCAAAGGGGCUAGAUUACAUCAUCGUGAAGAAUUCCUGGGGACCAAAGUGGGGUGAAAAAGGCUACAUACGAAUGAAGAGAAACACAGGAAAACCAGAAGGCCUAUGUGGGAUCAACAAAAUGGCUUCAUAUCCUACUAAAAAGAAGUAACACAGCAGGGUUGACAACAUAGUAUUUCCUUUCUUUCUGAUAGCUCCUUCAUUGAUCAAACUUUCUUAAUCCUUGUUGGUACUCUUAUCAAUAAAAUCAGAUAGAAAAUUCACAUCCCUCAAA